Messenger RNA from Peronospora matthiolae, 534 nucleotides. The record is from the annotation of a GenBank genome assembly. NCBI's taxonomy places the organism in Eukaryota, Oomycota, Peronosporomycetes, Peronosporales, Peronosporaceae.
AUGAGUGCAGCCGCGAAAAGUGCCAUUUACACGUCAGCAGCAGGGGAUUGGUCGCCUGCUGUUGUGAAUUGUCCACGUGGUGAGCAACCACGUGCGACAGGUACAUCCGUUUCGACUGCAGCGGGUAAUAUGAGUCGUAAUCAAGAUGAAUCUGUGAUAGAGCUUAUUCAUUCCGGCGAGUCGAAUGAUGCAUCCGACUCCAAGGCGACGCCUCGCGCCUCCGGAUCACCCGGGGCGAACUCUGCAAGAUCCAUGUUGACUGGCUCUGGUCAUCGUGGCGGUGUCAUGUCUAAGACCUUCGGAUCGAGCGAUGGUUCCGAAGAAUCUCCGCCUCACGCAAGUCCAUCCAACGAUAGACGCGUGGGGGUGGCGUUGAUGCACCUAUACAUCACCACGAGCGAAGUAACUCGAGAGAUCGAGGUGUCACUGGUGUCAGUGCUCGUGCUGGCACCAAUAAAGAGGCCAGGGACCGAAAUGUCCUGCGCCACGAUCCUUAAGUGGAGUCUACUUGGAUGCCUUCAUCCAGACAGUUAA